Molecule: messenger RNA, 3018 nt
Organism: Paramecium tetraurelia
Lineage: Eukaryota; Ciliophora; Oligohymenophorea; Peniculida; Parameciidae
Exons: 2
Source: RefSeq, a predicted model, not a curated record
AUGAAUAGACUCAGUUCUUAACCUAAAACAAACAACCAAGGGCGCAUGACUCCAAAUGAAUAUAUGGUUCAUAAAAACAUUCCUUUGCCAACCAAAGCCAAAUACCCCCAUGCAGACUCGGAGGCAAGUUUGCAUAAAUCCGAGGUCAUUCAUUAGAACAACAGCAGCAAUUACUCACACGGUUAGGAAGGGACAAGUCUUUAAAAAAUAAUCGAAGAAAAGAACAGAGAAAUUGAAUUCCUGAAGUAGGCAGAAGCUUAAAGCAAAAUGUUAACUACGUAAUUCUAAGAGAUGAAUCAAAAUCAUUAAUUGGAGGUGAAGCAAUUGUUGGAGUAGAUUCAAAAUUACAAACAAAGGAAUGUCGAUCUCAAGAGCCAAGUCGAGUAAUACAUGACAGAACUCAAUAAAUCAAAUUAAAAAUAUUAGGAGUGUUGUAAAGAAAGAGAUGAAUACCUCAAAAAUCUCAGAGAAUACUCAUAGGAUUAUGAUAUAAUGAAAAUGCAAUUGUAAGGCAAGGAUGCUGAAAUCGUAUCAUUGAAAGAAAGAAUUCAAAAUAUCGAAAGUAGUCAUCAAUAAGAAUUAUCACAAUAUUCACAAACUAACGAGUAUUGGAAGAGAUCCUUGAUGGAUACUUAAAUUAGGGAGAUAACCUAGCAAUUCAAUUAAGAUAGGAUAUAAUCGGAUAUGAAAAUUAAAAAUCUCGAAAAUAGGAAUGUUGAAUUAGAGAACAAAUGUGUGUUGCUGGCCUAGGAAAUGGAGAGAAUGCGUUUCAAAGAUUUAGAGCAAAAUAAAAUGAUUACAAAAAAUCUAUAAAAUGAAAACAAUGAAUUAAAAGCAUAAAUGUUAGAAAUGAUGCAAUUUGUAUCUAGAUACGAGGAGAAAAUAAAUUAGAUGGAAUACAUUGAAGAUCAACAAUAGAAGGAUAGAAUGAGAAUUAUUGUCAUGAGUUCUGAGAUUGACAGAUUGCAUUGUGUGAUUGAGGAACAAGAAUAACAGAGCCACUCCUUCUUACAAUAGAUUUAAAGAUUAGAGCAAUAUGAGAUGUAGUGUAGGAUGUUGCAAGAAUAAUAACAAUUAUAAAAUCAGUUGAAAUCAUAGUUGUAAUAGGAGAUUUCUAAAAAUCAGAAUACACAAUAAGACUUUGAAUAUUUGUAAUAGGAAUGGACAGAAAGAAAUUAGGAGUUGUAAGAUAAGUGUGCAAUGUUAACAACCGAGCUCGAGAGAUUAAAUCUGGUUAUGAGAGACAACGAAACAUAUAGCAGGAAUUAUUAAUAUGAAAUUGAAAAGUUCUAAAAAUAGUUAAAGGACCAUUCAUAAAUUAUAGAAUAGAAAUCUAAUAUGAUCUUAUAGUUAGAGAUAGAAAUAAGCAAUUACCAAUAGGAAUCAAUGCUGCUGAAUAGUGACAAUGAUAAUCUGAAUAUGAGGAUCACUUAAUUGGAAGAAGAAAUACAGGAAGUUAAAGAUCAAACAUCCUAAGAAUUAAAAUAAUAGAUUGAUGAAUUGAAUAGAAAUUAAUAUAAUUAUAGUUAAGUAAAUCAAGAUAAAUUGGAAAUGUAGAAAGAAUUGGAGAAAAUCAAUAGAGACUACUAAACACUAGUUAUCACAUCUCAAUAAAAAGAUGACGAAAUCAAGGACCUACAAGAUUAAAUGCAAUAAAUGGAAGAAGAACACUAAAUUGAAUUAAGUGAGCUAUAGAAAUAAGGAGAAUAUUUGAGAAGUUCUGUAUUUGAUUAAUAAAUUAGAGACUUGACUGUAAAGUUCAAUAAUGAUAAAUAAGUACUUGAGAUGUAGGUUAGACAAUUGUAGUAAUAGAAAUAGGAGGUAGAAUUACAAAAUUCAUUGUUGUAAUAGAAAAUUUAAGAAUUAUAAUACACAGUGGAGGAUCAAUUGGAGAUCUAAAAAUAAAAAUUAUAAACAAGUGAAAAGGAAAGGGUUAAUUUAUUAUAAGAAAUAAAAGAUUACUAGUUAGAAUUGCAUAUGAUAUCAAAUGAGAGAUAACAGAUGAGGGAGGACUUUGUUAAGGAGAGAAUGAAAAUCGUAGUUUAUGCAUCUGAAAUUGAUAGGUUGUGGAGUGUAAUUCAGGAUUAGACUGAUUAAAUUAAAUAAUUUGAAGAAUAAGAAUAAUUGUCAAAUGAAUAGUUAUAAUAAUUAACAUCAACUAUGCAAUAGUAUCAUAACACAAUAUACUAAUUGGAAUAAGAAAAGAACAGUCAUUUAAGAGAAAAUAGUUUGAAAGAGCAGAGUUUAGAAAAUAAAGUGAUUAUGAUGACAAACGAAUUAGACAGAACAAAGAAUUAAUUGUAUGAAGAACAAAGUAAAGGAUAUGAAUAGGAAAAUAAGUAGAAAUCAUUAUUGUAAGAGAUCGAAGAAUUAUAUCAGUAAAUAGAACAAUAUUAGUCAGAGAUAACCAUAAUGCAGAAGAAUGGAUUGGAAGUGGGGGAUUUGGAAACUAAAUUUCAAGCAGAAAAGAUGUCUUGGGAAACACAAAAAUAUUAAUUAACCAACUAAAUUUCAGAUUAUGAAUAGAGAGUGCAUUUAUUAAGUUAAGAAAUAAAGAGAUUGACUACAAUUGGAGACGAGAGACUUCAUGAGAUUGAAGAGUUAAGGUUCAAAUUCAGGGAUGCUUCAUUAGCUGAAAACUAUGAGCAAUUAAAAACAGAAUAUGAUAUAUUGGAGUAAUAAGUCAUGGAAUUGGAAUAGAACAACUUGAAAUUGAAAUCUCAUACACAAACUCUAGAGAAAUAGAUUUAAUUGUUGGAAUUAUCAUUGUAAGAUAAAUCAAAGGAGGCAGAGGACAUCUAUAAUUUGAUGAAUAAACAAAGGAGACAGAGUGAAUCCACCAAUAAAGAAGCAGAAAAUAACAGAAAAACAUAAUAAUAGUUAUAAUAAGCGGUGUCAAAUUUGGAAUAGCAGAAUUAAUAUUUAAAAGAGUAAUUGUAAACUCUCACCAAUGAAAAUAAAGCUUAUUAUCACAACUUCAUUAUAUGCAGAAUAGUCUACAUGAGAGAGAUUAGAUGA